Adineta steineri is the source of this 1425-nucleotide messenger RNA. The record is from the annotation of a GenBank genome assembly. NCBI's taxonomy places the organism in Eukaryota, Metazoa, Rotifera, Eurotatoria, Adinetida, Adinetidae.
AUGACGUCCGUACCAAGUGAAACAAUUUGGUCAUCCAUGAUUGCUGCUCGACAGCUUUCACUAAAUUAUUAUACAUUAUCAACUUGUUUAACAGAUCUUUUACAUCGUUAUAUUGAAAUUUCAUCAUCAUCACAAAACAAUAAUGUAUCAUCAUCGUUAUUUCAUAACCUUGAUCGAACAUUAUUUUCUACAACAACAAAUCCAUCUAAACUUUCUGAUGAAUAUUCCAAUAUAAUACACAAUAUAUUAAAACAAAAUUCUUUACAUACGAAUAUAAUACAGAAUGUUCGACGUCUUUUUCGUUUCGAUUCUUUUCUUAAAGAGUUAUUUACAACCGAAGUUAACGAACAUUGUCAAUGUCAAGAAUGUGAUUGUACAAUUUCGAAUAGUAUAACUGAUGUUAUUCAUGAUAUUAAAGAAAUACGAACCACAUUAUUGACUGAAUCAAGUCAAACAUCGUGUGCUUGUUUUCGAUGUGGAGAUCAAAAUCAAUCGAAAACAUUAACAUUUAAACAAUCUAGUCCAUGUCUUGCUUUAACAGUAAAUUGUUUAAAUGUUAAACCAACUGAUCAAUUAACAAAUAUACAAGGUGUUGUAUAUGAUUUAGUUUAUAUUAUUCAAUUGGAUUUAACAUCAAGUUCAAUAAUCAAUGUAUAUUUACGACAAGAUACGGAAUUUCUUAAAGUUGAUGGAAUAGAUACAUCAAGUCGAUUAUCAACAAUAAAUAGUCAAGGAAAAUUUCUUACACUUUGGCUUAGUAAUCAAUCAACAUCAAUAAAAGAUGCUACUCAAAUACCAACAACAACAACAACUUCAGAUAAUCAUACAUAUUUAUCUCCACCACAUUCAGCAUCAUCAGCAUCACAAAUAAUAUCGAACUCACAAAUAAUCAUUGAUACAUCAAUUCCAUAUCAAAAUACAAAUACAAUUAGUUUUGAUGAUACAUCAAUGCCAUCGAAUAGUGCAGAUGAAGAUUUUGAUGAAUUUUUUAAAGCAUUUCCUGAACCAGCAGUUAAUGAAGAUAUAUCAACUUUAAUUACAACAACAAAUAAUGAUAAUGCUAGUGUUAGUGAAGAUAUAUCAAAUUCAACUACAACAACAACAACAAAUAAUGAUAGUGUUAGUGAUCUUUAUCUGACAUUACUUCAUUCAACGCAUAAAGAAUCUUCACCAAUGAAAUCACGUGCUGAACAUGAUCGUACAGUAAAUGCCCUUGCAUCAGAUAUUUUCUGGCCAUUAAUUAUGGAACAAACACAACGACGAAGUGAAAAGAAAACUUCAUCAUCAGCAUCAUCAACAGCAACUACAAAAUCGAUUGCAUCCAAUUCAUCAACGACUAGUUCAACAUUAGGAAGAAAUCGUUUAAAUAAACAAUUACCAUCUAUAACAAGAUCACAGCGUAGUCAUCCGUAUAGAACAUCAUAA